Molecule: messenger RNA, 488 nt
Organism: Scleropages formosus (Asian bonytongue)
Lineage: Eukaryota; Metazoa; Chordata; Actinopteri; Osteoglossiformes; Osteoglossidae
Gene: ndufa6
Product: NADH:ubiquinone oxidoreductase subunit A6
Exons: 3
Coding region: 24-410 (128 amino acids)
Biological process (GO): response to oxidative stress
Cellular component (GO): respiratory chain complex I
Source: RefSeq, a predicted model, not a curated record
AAUAUCGGAACUGGACGGCAAAUAUGGCCUCGGCCGCUGCAACCCGAGGGACUUCUGCUGCAGUCAAAGUAGUAAAGCCCAUUUUCAGCCGCGACCUGGAUGAGGCGAAACGCCGCGUUCGGGAGCUUUACCGAGCCUGGUACCGAGAGGUGCCCAACACAGUGGCUCUGUUCCAGCUGGACAUUUCUGUUCGCCAGGGUCGCGACAAAGUCCGAGAGAUGUUUAACAAGAACAAGCACGUCACGGACCCCCGAGUCAUCGACAUGCUAGUUAUUAAGGGCAAGAUGGAGUUACAGGAGACUAUAAAUGUCUGGAAACAGAAGACUCAUAUCAUGCGCUACUUCCAUGAGACCGAGACGCCACGUCCUACUGACUUCCUUUCCAAAUUUUAUGCAGGCCAUGAUCCAUGAACAGAUCUCUAAUCCUUCCUAUAUGGGAAACACUGAAGGUGACUAUUGUGGAACUGUAAAUACAUACUUGACACAUGA